Messenger RNA from Knipowitschia caucasica, 735 nucleotides. The record is from the annotation of a GenBank genome assembly. NCBI's taxonomy places the organism in Eukaryota, Metazoa, Chordata, Actinopteri, Gobiiformes, Gobiidae.
AUGGAUUGUGGAAUUAUCACCUCCAAGACCGUGCUCCUCUUCCUCAGCUUGAUAUUCUGGGCUGCAGGAGCAUUUAUGGCCUACGUUGGAGCAAGUAUUGUCAAAACGUACAACAACUUUGACAGUUUCAUCCAGGACCGCUCCAUCCUCAUCUCUGCGACCAUCAUCAUCGGCAUCAGUGUCUUCAUGUUGAUCUUUGGUCUUGUGGGAUGCUGCUCCACAAUCCGGGAAUCCAAAUUGGGCCUCAGUUGCUUCUUCCUGAUCAUCAUGGUGAUCUUUGCAGCUGAAGUGGCAGCGUUAGUAUGCACCUUUAUCUUCCGUGGUAUGAUAAACCCAAAUCUGAACAAUAGCAUGGCUGAGAUUUUUUCAAAGUACGAUGGAGAGAAUGCGGACUCUAAGACAGUGGAUUACCUUCAGACUCAGCUGCAGUGCUGUGGUGUGCAGAAUUACACCAGUUGGACCAACACCACCUGGUUCUCCAGAAACAGCACGGUUCCUCUGUCCUGCUGUAAGCUCAACACCUCCUCGUGCACAGGGAGACUGGAUCAGCCAGACCUGCUCAACACCCAGGGCUGCCAGGUGAAACUCACAAACUUCCUCCAUGAGUCCUUGAGUUAUGCCAUGCUGGUCAUCCUGGGAUUUGCCAUCAUCAAGUUCUUUGGAAUGCUGAGUGUUUGUGUGAUCACCUGCAGAUCCAAUAACAGGAGAAAUGGAUAUGAGGCUAUGUAUGGCUAA